This is a messenger RNA of Gongylonema pulchrum, 228 nucleotides long. The record is from the annotation of a GenBank genome assembly. NCBI's taxonomy places the organism in Eukaryota, Metazoa, Nematoda, Chromadorea, Rhabditida, Gongylonematidae.
AUGUUUUGGAGGUUCUGUACCAUUUAUUCAUUUUUUUUUUUGCAGACAGUUGAAGAAUAUCGGAACGUUUGGAAAAAUGAGGUGAUCGAAUGGUUCGGAGCACUGAACAAAAUUGAGGGUGCAGAGUGGUUGAUUGUAUUUGACAGUGUAAAUGCGCGAGAAAAGAAGAAUCGCGGGGCGUUGAUCGAGCGGAUCAAAAGUGAUUUCUCGAAAUACACGAACAGGUGA